Molecule: messenger RNA, 3366 nt
Organism: Lottia gigantea (owl limpet)
Lineage: Eukaryota; Metazoa; Mollusca; Gastropoda; Lottiidae
Exons: 23
Coding region: 1-3366 (1121 amino acids)
Biological process (GO): snRNA 3'-end processing
Cellular component (GO): integrator complex
Source: RefSeq, a predicted model, not a curated record
AUGUUUAAAAGGAGAGAACCAGUGCAAAGCAAAGUUUUCAGGUCCAUGCAAAAUGUUGACAUACGAGAACUGAGCUCUUGCAGUGAAUCAGACUUGCGACCAGUUUUGCCAAGUUUGGUUCGGAUGGCAUUAUGUGCUCCAUUAGAUAUGGGAGAUGAAUGGACUCAAGAUAGGAAAGAGAUUUCAAAAAUAUUAUCUGGUUUAGAAAUUGUUAACAAUAUUGUCACAUUACUCUCAAUAGACUUUCAUGCUUUGGAACAAGAUGUUAAAAAGGAACAACAAUUACGAUCUAAAAUUGGAAGUAGUAUUACUGACAGUGUUCUGAUAUCAAAUUUACAACAUGGUCUAGUUUUAGAAUUUGAGAGAAGUGAUCCUGCAAGACGAAUUCGACUUUUAUUAAGUGAAUUAUUAUUUGUCAUGUCAGAGAUUAAAGAUCAGAAAAAUCCUAAUUAUGAAAAAACGUGUGAGUUAUUUGAAAGUGAAGUUUAUCUAGAAGAAGUAUCAGAUAUAUUGUCAAUAGCACAAGCAGAAUUACCUAACUUACUUCCAUUACCUGAUAUAGCAGAAGCUUUAUUGUGUCUAAAGAAUGGUUCCUGGUUGUUAUGUCAGCUAUUGGCCAAUUCACCAGAAGCUUUCAAAUCAGUAUGUUAUAGUUUGAUAAGUCAUGGGGAAAGACAAGACGAAGAAAGUAUUGGAGGUAUAAGGAGAUUAGAAAUGUUACAAAUGUUAUGUGCCAUGAAUCCACAGGAAACACUCAAUAUUAGAACAUUAUGUGUAGAGAAUUGUACAAUGCCUGGUUUAGCUAUAGCCCUGUCUCUACAGAUGUCUGCCCCACUAGCUGUUAAUGCUCCAGCUAAAGAUGAUGCUGUCUUUUUUGUUAGUUCUCUGUUACUUGGAGAUGAUGCAGUCACUAGGACAUGGCUCUCACAGUUUGUUAAAGCUGGACAAAAGAGGAAAGGCGAUCCAGCUAAAUCUAUGUUACAUAUACUGCGUGAAUACUUGUUGGAUCAACUAAGACUAGUAACUCCACCUAUGGGACAACCCAUGUCCAGUAAUCAUGUGGUAUAUUCUGUUACAUUGUUGAGGCUUUAUUGUGCUCUUAAAAAUAUGGCUAACUUAAAAUUUAAUGAUGAUGAAACUAAAGCUUUAUUAGAUGUGAUGACAUCUCGGCCACCACCAACCAGUUCAGGAGCUCAGUUUAUAUCAGUAUCAUUAUGUAUGUUAAUAGCUUCACCAUUACUAUUAUCACAGGGUGGAUUGGAAUUGGAACAUGAAGUUGUAGAAUGGAUUUCAUGGCUAUUGACAGCAGAAAGUAUAUUUGAUAAAAAUACAGGAAAUGGAAAAUCAUUUGGUGAAAUGUUGUUUUUGAUAGCUCUCCAUUUUCAUAAUAAUCAGACAUCUUCUAUUAGUGAAUUAGUUUGUAAUACAUUGGGUAUGAAGUGUCAAGUAAAAGCAAAUGCUUUGUCUCGAAUACGCCAUAUUUUUACUCAAGAAAUAUUUACUGAACAGGUAAUAGCAUCUCAUGCUAUAAGUAUACCAGUUACUGAGAGUUUAAAUGGAGAUAUGGCUGGUUAUUUACCUAUACAUAUUAUAUUCCAACUUUUAAAAAGUCGUGUAUUUUCUAGAUAUAAAGUUCCAAUCAAGGAUUGGAUUUAUAAACAAAUGUGUAGUAGUUGUUUACCAUUACACCCUCUCCUACCUCUAUUAAUAGAGUCCUACGUGAAUUCUAUUAUUGUUAAAGGCAUCAAAUCAGACAAUGUAAAUCAAGCUAUCAGCGAAAAGGAAUUAUUAGAAGUAUUUGAUGCUCCUGCUAAUAGAAAAGAUAUCAGUGGACGACAGUCUCCUACUAUUAUACUAUCAGAGAAAAAAGAUGUCGGCUGUCAAAUACUUGUUUUAUAUUAUUUGUUGUUGUUUGAAGAUACUUUAUUAAAUAAUAUGAAAUCUAUAGUUAUGACUCAGCGUAAUUUAUCAAGUUAUUCUGAAUCUAUCAUGUCUAUUAUACCUAUUAACUUCUUGGUACAAGUAGCUCAAGAAAAACAAACACAAUGUGCUGGUAUCUUUCCCUCACUCAUCAGAUUACUAGCAACACAUUAUCCUCAUUUAUGUCUUGUUGAUGAUUGGCUGGCUGACAGUUUAAAAACAACCAAUCAGAUUGCUAGAAUGUAUAAUACUAUAAAUAAACAACAAGUCACACCUGCUACAUUUAAACAAGCUGUUCAACAGUUACCAGGAACACCUAGUGUUGUAAUGUUACAAUUACAAGAAUUACUAGUAUAUGAACCAUCUCAAGUUUUACCAUUUGCUGAAGUUAUUGUUACCAGUUUAAAGAUUAUGUUAUUACCAUCUACUCCACGACGUAUUAUUGAUCUAGUCAACAGAGUCUGGUUUAAAAUACAUAAAAUAUCACCUCGAAGUUUACGAUUGUCAACAAUAAAUAAUUUACAAGAAUCAAGUCAAACCAUUAAACCAGCUCCCUAUACAGAACAUGAUGUUAUAACUGAUCCAUUGGUUGUUUUACGUUGUGAUCAGAGAGUGUUUAGAUGUCCUCCAAUAUUAGAAAUCAUUCUGAGAAUUCUAGAAGCUUAUUCUAAUGCUUGUAAAACUUAUCUAGCCAAUCAUAUUCAGGCAUAUCCUGUCAUAGAUAAUGCUAGCCAAUCAGAACAUGAGAGAAGAGAUUUGAAAAAUGCUUUGAUAGAAGCUCAAGAAAGUGCUGCCUUACAGAUUUUAUUAGAAAGCUGUUUACCCUCCAAAUUUGAAAAGGUAAUCAGGGAAAUCAAGCCUUAUAUGUUAGACAGUGUGGUUAAUUCAAAAGAAUGGUGGUUGUGGGUUCUUAUCUCUGAAGAACCAGGAGAAUUAAGUAAUGUUAGAGAAAUACAGUGUUUGAUAUGUCAAUAUCUACAUCAAGCUUUUAUAGCUGAUCCUAAUCUAGCUAAACUAGUCCAUUUUCAGGGAUAUCCAGCUGAACUGAUACCAUUAGCUGUAUCUGGUAUACCUUCAAUGCAUAUCUGUCUUGAUUUCAUACCAGAAUUAUUUGCUCAACCACAAACAGAAAAACAGAUAUUUGGUAUCCAGUUGUUAUCACAGUUAUGUAGACAAUAUGCUUUACCUAAAUCAUUAGGUGUAGCUAAAUUAGCUAUCAAUAUAAUGUUCUCUUUAUUAUCAGUGCUAGAUACAGAUGAAAGAAUCAGAUUUUAUUUAUUAACAGUUCCAUGUUUGAUUGACAUGUGUCAAUCAUUUCCUCCAUUAUGUGAUGAUGUCACUUCCUUGUUAACUCAGAUAGGGCGUGUUUGUUUCUCUCAGUUAUCAGUUACCAGUAAUUUAAUGAUAUCAGGUAAGACAUUCACCCAGCACUCAAGUAUGUUGUAA